AUCCGAACGCUUGUCCAGCAGUCGCACAAGUCGCAGAUCUGUGUGGUCGCGGUACACACAAUCUAUCACACAGGAGACCACCAGAAGAUGCCGUGGAACGCGAACAACAACCCGGCAGGCGAGAUCCGCGCGCCCGCCAUGGCGGCGGUGCUCCGUCUCAAGAAGCAGCAGCAAGGGUCCAUGGACACAGGCGUUGUCUGGACGCGCUCGCUGAGUGUCGAGGAGCUGGACGAGCUGGACAUCACGUCUGAGCAAUUGCGUCAUUGCGCGUUGGUGCAUCCGGAAGACUUCCCCGUCGAUGCUUCAGGCCCCGACGGCGCCGCUCUGCUUCACCCUAGACUGCACGCGCAGUUCGUAGUAUCUGUACGUCCGCAUGAUGCAGUCCCACGUGGCUCCAUCGCCUUAUCACAACCACAAAUGAUCAAUCUGGAGCUCUGCAGGCUCCAAACGGAGAAUUGGACGCUCUUUACUGAUCGAGUGCCUACUGCAAAUGCAGUGGCAAUUGAAAUUCGCCCACUGCUAGAGGAACAAGACGGGGAGGGCAGUGACGAGGAUAUGGGUGUUGCAACACAGCCACCAACAGCUCCGAUCGUGACGGAUGCCAAGGAGUUUGCAGCAGCAUUCGCCAAGUUUACGUGGCAACGAGUACUGACUGAGCAUGAGCGACUUGUGAUGCCGUACAAGGAUGGCCGCAACUAUUUCGUCCGCGUACUGGAAAUCGAUGCCGAGGACGAGGACGAGACAGACUUCACGAUGCCGGACUCGUAUCGCGGUCGUGUGGACGAAGACGUUCAGGUUUUCGUAUCGUCAGAAGGAGGCCAAUCUCCGGCGUUUGAGCUGUUAAACGUCACGCCAAUUAGUUCUGCUGGACUGGCGUCUAUGCGCUCGGAUGUAGUCACGGUACUCACGAAUGACGAGGAGGAGUUCCCCGUCAAGAAGAAGCUGCUGUUCCCAUGUAUUAAACUGUCGUCGGCUGUGCUAUCGGGCAAGGGGGUACAUAAGGACGCAUCUACUACAAUCGAAGUGGACGUGGACUGCUGCACAUUUGAUCGCGUUCUUCUGUAUCUUGAGCACGAAGCUCGUAACGACGGCACCGAGUUUCAAUUCGAUCCCUCAGUCACAGACGAUCUGUUAGCUGCUGCUAUCACGGUGGGGUGUAUCGGUCUACAGGAGGUUUGUCAGCGACGCUUUGGCGAGUUCGAGACACGCGUGCGUAAGGAAGCUAUUCGCUGGGAGGAGGUUGUUCACCGCAAUGAGGCGGGCGAGGUGUGGCUUGUUAUGCAAGGAAUGGUGCUGGACAUUACACGUUGGAUCCCUGAACAUCCCGGUGGCUCCGAGUUAAUCGCCCAGGAAGCGAUGAAUGUGGACUCGACCGUCAUGUUCGAGAUCUACCAUGCCAGUCGCCAGUCUUUUCGUUACCUCAAGCAGUUCUACAUCGGAGAACUCUCUGAGUUUGACAUUUCUGCCAUGCCCAAAUCGAAAGAACAGCCUUCUGAAGCAUUUAUUCAAGAGCUGCAGCAGUACACGACGUGGCGCAUUAAACCGCAGGAGCACAGCUUCAAAAGCUUUUAAUGGUGGCUCGUUAUGAUGAAAGAAAUCCCUAUUUGUUAGCAUUUACUCCUACUGUUCUUGUAGGACACUGUGGAAGAUGAGGAGCAUUUCGGAGUACACACAGUGCCUCCGAUGUGUGUGUAUUGACUUGUUGUCCCACAGCGUAGUAACCAUCAAGUACAGGUUGAGCUGCUGACGACCCAAG
Phytophthora nicotianae INRA-310 is the source of this 1756-nucleotide messenger RNA. RefSeq lists its product as hypothetical. The record is from RefSeq and is a predicted model, not a curated record. Gene Ontology annotation, cellular component: intracellular membrane-bounded organelle; membrane. Gene Ontology annotation, molecular function: heme binding. Lineage: Eukaryota; Oomycota; Peronosporomycetes; Peronosporales; Peronosporaceae. The transcript has a single exon. The coding region runs from base 88 to 1572 and encodes 494 amino acids.